Macroventuria anomochaeta is the source of this 444-nucleotide messenger RNA. RefSeq lists its product as uncharacterized. Lineage: Eukaryota; Fungi; Ascomycota; Dothideomycetes; Pleosporales; Didymellaceae. The transcript has a single exon. The annotation marks the transcript as partial. The record is from RefSeq and is a predicted model, not a curated record.
CUUUGGAUAGAUGCUAUUUGCAUCAACCGGGAAGACCUGGCAGAGCGCAGUCAGCAAGUGGUUAAUAUGGGCCAUAUUUGUUCAAAAGCAGGGCAGGUGCGGGUAUGGCUCGGGCCUAAUACCGAGCAGAAUCUGCUGGCAUUGCAAAGGCUGUCAGCAGGAGACUGGCCGUUUUUGCUCUAUGGUUUUGGCGAAUUUCGGAAGUCUCAGUUGACCACCGCGUUCGAAGAUUUACAAAUACUACCGUUUCUCACAGAUGAUUACCUCGCGCAGAUUCUCGCCAUACUGGGCUUGAAAUAUUGGUCGAGAAUAUGCCUAGUUCAAGAAUUAAUCUUGGCCCAGAGGCUUAUCAUCCAGUGCGGACAUACAUCUGUGCGAGGGGAGGACUUGGAGAGCUUUGAAAGGGCCGCAAGUCACAUCCGGCUGUUUUUUUUAACAAAGUAG